Molecule: messenger RNA, 1014 nt
Organism: Aaosphaeria arxii CBS 175.79
Lineage: Eukaryota; Fungi; Ascomycota; Dothideomycetes; Pleosporales
Exons: 1
Coding region: 332-820 (162 amino acids)
Source: RefSeq, a predicted model, not a curated record
CUCCGCCUGGGCUGUCCAUGGCCGCAAGAAUCUGGAGUUACGCUAUUCUGAUGUGCUAUAUGUUGUUGCCUGUUUGCUCGGGGUCGGAGGGAUUUGCUCAGCAACACGUUACGGUAGACUUGUAACUAUGGAAUUUUGAGUCUUUGAUCGCAUUAUGUUCCAUCUCUACGCCAGAGAACAGGAUACAUAAAGAGGCAGCGUGAUGGCGUUCAGCAAGUGUACCACUUCAGCUGCCCAGACAAUCUAUCCAAGACCUCAUUGAACAAGCUAUUCAUACCACCAAAAAAUUACAUUAUAUUGCUUCAAGAUCGCCCAGUUAUCACGAUCAACAAUGGCUUCAUCAACGAACGCUCGCGGUUCAACUGAGCCUUUGCUCCCUCCCAAGCUCCAAAACAAUCCUACACCAGAAUCCUUGACACCUCUCGCAUCCGGUACACUGAAAACGCUCUCAGUAAUGCGCAUAGUGCUGGGCGCUUCCACUCUCGUUGCUCCACGCUGGACCUGCGCUCUGUUCUUCUAUCCACUCCCGGCCACUGCGGGCGUCCUGGCGCGUCUAUUCGGCAUUCGCGAGGUGGUUCUAGGAGAACUUCUCUACACCGCAGAAGAUAAGACCGCUGCGGAUGGUGGAAAGAGAGAGAUCAAGAGGGCGUUGUGGGCCAACAUGGCUUCUGAUGCAGUCGACUUGGGCAGUGUCACAUUUGCUUUGGCGACGGGAACGUUGGGACGAAUCCCAAGUGCAGCUUUUGCGGGCGGAGCGAUCUUCGCUCUCGUUCUUGGGGGUAUCAGUAUGAAGGGUUUGAAGGGGAAGGAUGAGGCUUGAACGAGGAGAUCGAUAUGGCUGUCAGAUCUACAUUAUCUGACCAACAAUGUCUUGACAAUUGGGGGAGGAUGGUGUUAAUGGGACGAAUCCUGUCUAGGUAUUUAGCCUAGCGGGGGGCGGUUUUGACUGUUUCUUGUAUCUACAUUCUUUCAGUGAGCAAGAUAGAUCAAUAUUGGAGUCUUCGGAACAUGAUA